AUGGCUGCUUCAUCUGAAACUACAUCAGUUGUUGAACAAACAACUUCCACGUUUAUGCUGAAAAUCAAACAUAAUCAGAAUCUGGAUUUGGAUCUUGAGUCUUCCAAGUAUGCUGAAUCUCUAAAUCCGUUGAUCGAAGGCCUCCGAUAUUCUCCACUUUCUCAGGCUCUAACAAUGGAUGAAAGUGUGUGGUUGAUUCAUCUGUCGAAGGCUUUCUCCAUUGCUCUAGUUAAAAGAAUCAAAUGUGACCAUGAAAUUGAUGAGAAUCUGCGGGUUGCAAAAGAAGCUGAAGCUCGGGAAAAGGAGGCUCGUGAUGCUCAAGUCACACUCAAAACUCAGAAGGCCCUCUUUCCUCCUUGGUCAAUAGAGCAUAUUUUGAAUAAAGAUGUUGACAAUAUGAAUGUUUACUGUUCGGAACCAGUUGCUUCAUUUGAACUGGAAAAAAACUUCGGAGUCUCAGCUCGACUUUCCUACAACUCCGAAGGCCUUUUUUGA
Lactuca saligna is the source of this 495-nucleotide messenger RNA. The record is from the annotation of a GenBank genome assembly. Lineage: Eukaryota; Viridiplantae; Streptophyta; Magnoliopsida; Asterales; Asteraceae.